Molecule: messenger RNA, 1512 nt
Organism: Sporothrix brasiliensis 5110
Lineage: Eukaryota; Fungi; Ascomycota; Sordariomycetes; Ophiostomatales; Ophiostomataceae
Exons: 2
Coding region: 1-1512 (503 amino acids)
Source: RefSeq, a predicted model, not a curated record
AUGCGCCUCGACAAGCUUGCUGCCCGGGCCGGUGCCACGACGGUCACCCUGCCGCACACUCAGCCUCAUGGGCUGUUCACAGUCAACCCGUCUUUUCCGGGUGUGAGCUUCGAGCUCAACACCUUUUCGCUGUACUGCCAGACCAGCCAAACCGACCCAUCGGCCAACCAGUUUUCGAUCAAUCUAAUUUCCGAAGUUGCCAAGCGCACCGGCGGCCGGCCCAUUGUCCGCGUCGGCGGCAUCACGGGUGACCGCGUGAAGUGGAACAGCUCGCAGACCGUGCCGGUGGUCCCCGCGCCGAGCACCACGCAGACGGGCGACCUCACCAUUGGCCCCUCAUUCUGGGCGCUGACGCAGCUGCUGGCACCAGCCAAGGUCCGCUGGAUGCCCUCCAUCUCGUACACGGAGCACGACUACACGCAGGCCAACGAGGCCGCCAAGUCGAUCCUGUCGGGCAUUGGCGCCGACAACUUGGCGGCCAUUGAGAUUGGCAACGAGCCCAAUUUUUACAGCGGCGGCGACCCGCCGGCGGCCACGGCCCAAGAGUUUGCGGACCGCUUUCAGGCGAUUGCUGCCAACAUCACCAAGGCGGCCGGCCUACCCCCAAGCGUCGGGUUUGCCGGCCCGGAUGUGGGCAGCGAGACCAACGGCUACAUCCCCUGGGACGCGGCCGACAUUUUUGCCAACACGAGCUUCGACGACACCAACAACCUCGCCUACGCCACCGACCACUGGUACCGGUGCCUGAGCGGCUCGUGCACGCUGCCGGACCUCCUGUCGCACGCCAGCACGGUGGCCGACACGGCCAAGCACAUCAAGCCGAUGAACGCGUUCUUCCAGUCGUACAAGGGCGGCCGGGUGCCGUUCUAUCUGGACGAGAUCAAUGUGCAGACGGGCGGCACGUCCAAUGCGUCCUUUUCGGCGUCGUUUGCGACGGCCUUGUACGGCACCGAUUUCAUGAUGCACCUCAUGUCCCUGGGCGUGGCCGCCGUCAACUGGGAGCAGGUCUACGGCUCGGUCCAGAACGUCUGGCAGCCCAGCGACUACGGGUCCACGCCCGCCCAGACCAAGAACACGUACUACGCCAUCCUCGUGGCCGCCGAGUUCAUCGGCACGGGCGGCCGCACCAAGGUGGCCGAGCUGGCGCCGGGCAACAACGACGGCACGACCUUCUCGUCGUACGUCGCCUACGAGCACAACAUUGCCAAUCGCGUCGCCCUCUGCAACCUCAACUACUGGGACCUGUCGGUCGGCACGCCGCGCCCAGAGCCCGUGGUCACUCUCGACGGCCUGUCGCCCUCGGUCAAGACGGUCACGGUCAAGUACCUCAACAACCCCGGCGGUGCCGGCCAAAACUCGACGGACACGACGUUUGGUGGCAGCCAGUGGACGUUUGCGAGCCAGGGCACCGAGGUCAAGAAUGUGGCCGCGACGACGAUCAAAGUGCCUGUCAAGCGCGGUAGUGCCCUGAUUCCUGUGCCCUACAGCUCGGUGGCCAUUGUGUACCUGUAA